Salpingoeca rosetta is the source of this 852-nucleotide messenger RNA. RefSeq lists its product as uncharacterized. The coding region runs from base 1 to 852 and encodes 283 amino acids. The transcript is spliced from 7 exons. The record is from RefSeq and is a predicted model, not a curated record. NCBI's taxonomy places the organism in Eukaryota, Choanoflagellata, Craspedida, Salpingoecidae.
AUGGCUGCUGCUGUGUUGCCACACGACCAGCUGGUUAACAGCGCAGGUCGACGGAAGCGACGCACCCCAACAACGACGCCGACAAUCACACCAGCAGCAGCGGACUGCCAGCACGAAAGCGGAGCGCACACCCAGCACCCGAUACCCACCCCGUGUCGGCCACAUGCUAUGAUGCGUCGUGCAGCCGCCCUCGCCAACAGCCGCAGCUCACGGUCUCCGGCUGCACCUCCAUCGACCCCAUCCCGCCUCUUUGACGGCGCUUUCGCCGACCCGUUGCAUCUGCACUGCUGGUACCCCUGCGCGCGCAGCACAACCACCAUCGUCAACAUCAUCAGCAGCAUCAACCCAUCGCCGCUGGGCGAACCGUCACCACCCUCUGGCCGCGGCCACUCGACGGAGGCAGCAACGGCGCACCCGGCAGAGAAGCGAACAGCUGAGGCACAGCGCGACAAUAUGGUGCCAGCACACGUCGCCGUGUACAGCCCUGCAGCGUGCGCCGCUGCUGGCGAUGCUGGCGACACCAACGACGGCAACAACAACGACAACAACAUCAACAGCGUCAAUGACGACGGCAACAGCGAUAACGAUGGCUGGAACCAACACCCACUCGAGCGCAGCCCGAUGAUUGGUGCGCAUGCGAGCGCCGUUUCCCUCAUGGGUGCUGUGGAGACGUUCAUGGUGAUGAUCAACUCCAUCAUGGGCCGCGACAGCCGGCGCUCUUUGCUCCACGUCAUCGUGAACAAGCGGCCCAUCGGGUGGCUGCUGUCGCUAUUCCCUUUUCCAACAGCAGAAUCGAACGACAAGGACAGCAGCCGCAGCAGCAGCCAUCACCACCACCAGCAGCAGCAAUAG